Molecule: messenger RNA, 3560 nt
Organism: Nicrophorus vespilloides
Lineage: Eukaryota; Metazoa; Arthropoda; Insecta; Coleoptera; Silphidae
Product: serine/arginine repetitive matrix protein 1
Exons: 9
Coding region: 16-3264 (1082 amino acids)
Source: RefSeq, a predicted model, not a curated record
AUUCGGCGAUGUUGGAUGGUUGUCAUUUUGCUACUGUCGGACCUCUGCGGUCCUCUGCGUCGCGGCGCCGGCCGUCGCGUCACGUUCGUCUCUUACGUGCACGUUAAUCCAUGUUUCUGUGAACAGGUCGAAGGCGGCGACACCGAGACCUUUGCCACCACCAAAGAAGAAGAAUGGGUGAGCAAGAAGAAAACGGAAGUGAUAAACACGAAGCAGAUAGAGACGAGGGUGAAGAGACACGUGGUUUUGGAGGAUGGAAAGGUUGUGGAGGAUUCGGGGCCGCAGGUCACCACGAACACCACGGAAGAUUCGGAGACGCAGGAGCAUCAUCAGACGGAGUUGCGUAAGUUGGGCGAUGCGGAAGACGCGCAGAAGGAGGGACCCGCUGGAGCGCUCGAGGGAGGAGCAGGCGUCGCGACGCUGGACGUCGUCGACGGGGAUGUUUCGAAGUGGGUGGCGGUCGCGAAUCCCGAUGGUCUGGUUAGGGAAGUCAAGGAGCGAAAGGUCGUAUCUAGGGAAGAGACGGAGGAAAUCAAGGAGACGGAGGACGUGCAGCAUCUGGGGGACAUCACCGACGAGGAUUUCUUGUCGGCCGUUCAGAGCGGACACGGCGAUCUGCGGAAGGUGCUGAGGACGAGGGAAGCUGCCGGCGGGACACUCGUAUCGACUGGUCCCAGAGUGGUCAGGGAUACGAUAAAAACGAACAAAGUCACAGACACAGAAGAGACUCGAGAGUUGAGCUCGGUGCGAGAGGACGGAAAGAUCGUCACCGAGACGCAGAGGACGACCGAGCACGAAGAGUUAGACGAUAAGGAAUUGCCAGAAGAUGCGCCUGAAGUGAACACGCACAAGGAAUCCUCGCAAAGGUAUUUCAAGGCGCGAGAGCAGGAGGAAGUCGACUAUUAUGCUGAUGGUGAGCACAUCGCGCACGAGAUGAGGUUCAAAGCUGAGACGGCUGAAGGAGAAAGGAAAGGCGACGGUUUGGACGAUCCCGAUUGGGACUCGCUUUCAGCGAGGGCGAGGAGGAGGGCCAAUCAACGACAAGUCUUGCGUUACAGAGGUGGAAGUCCGAUGGAGCGUAAAGAUGCAUUGACGAAGAGGCCCUUGGAUUUCGAUCAGGAGGAGGAGACGCGUCGCGUCGAGACGUCCAAAUGGUUGGAGAAUCAUUUCGGAAGCGAAUCGAGAUCGUCGAAAGACUCUGUAGAUGAUGACGAUGCGGGGAAUCCGCCGAAAACGUCCUUCUUCAACGUUACAAUCAAAUCGAAGGAGGGCACGAACGCGACAAGGAGUUACGAGCAGGAGAGGACUUACGACAACGUGGAUCGUAGUUACGAGAGGAAUUACGAGGCUGAGAGGAGUUACGAGCCGGAACGUGAUGGUGCUGGAGGUGGUGGAGGCGGAGGUGUAAGUGGUGGAGUUGGCGGAGGAGGAUACUUCAAAGGAGUGAGCGAAUGGUCGGAAAGGAAGAGAUAUUCUCCUGGACAGAACAGAGAGUACAGGAAACCAUCGCCGGUGCCCGAUUACAGAUCGAGAACGCCGACCAGAGAACAGACUCCGACACCGCCGCAGAGGAAACGCAUCUCAGAGAGGCGACAAAGAGCCUCACAAGAAAGCAGGUACGACAGCGGUUACAGAACUCCGUCGAGGACGGAAGGACGCGACGAACCUCUGGAGGAACCACCACCAGACUACAGUCCACCAACUCCGCCGCCGAUUCUUCACCACGAGAAGAAAGUCCAUCAGAAGACGAGAUUCGCUGCGGACGCCGUUCCCAGAGAGACGAACGUCAAGGAGGCAACGCCUGCUGUCAAGCAGAAAACGGGAAACAUCAUCGGUCAGUCGAUAAGGAAGCUGGUAGGAAAGAUUCGGUCAGCGAGUGCUGAGAGGAAAGCUCGCCAAAGAGCGAAACGCAGUCCGAGUCCACCGUCGUACCAAGCGGGUCACCAGAUCGACAGAGAUAUUGCGACGACGAACGGCGGAGCUGCAAGAGGUUCAUCGGAUCAUCAUCACCAUCAUCAGCAACAUCAACAGCAGCAGCAGAACGGCGGCGGUGGCAGCACGAUGGAACGACCUGUGCAGAGGUACUACCUGGGAGAGGAUCCGUUCGCUGGAAGCAUCUACGGACGCGAGAACAAGUACGACGGGGUGCGACCGACGAGGACUUCCAGCAGGAAACCUGCGAUCAGGACCGAGUACCAGGAAGAAAGGUCUCAGAGUACGCUCGGACGAUUCAGCAAGUCGACGCCGAGACUUCAGAGCGAACCACCGCCAGCGAGAGCCUCGCAGACGCUGCCCAGACACAGCAACAACAAUAGCAACAACAACAACAGGCACGAGCAACCGACGAGAUUGGAGAAGAGCGAUCGCUCCAGCAGCACCAUCAACGUGUCCAUCAUCAACACAGUGAACACCAGACAGAACAGCGCUGUGCCCCCGGCGAAACCGGCCCGCACCUACAGGAACCUCUCGCGCAGUCAGAGCUUCAACGUCCAAGGACUCGCCGAAAAGGCAGGUAUGUACAAGUCGAAUCCUCAUCUGACCGGUGUCGGAGCGUCGCGACCCAAGGAGCCCGCACUUCUUGGCCUCAAGAGUCCCGGACUGAUCUCCAGCCUGAGCAGAAGUCAGCGCGAGUUGCGCGAUCCGGAGGAUGGAGGACAUCAUCAUCAUCAUCAGCAACAUCAAGGACAAGCGGGCACUGCCCGUUUCGCGAGAAACGGCACCAGUGACCAUCAGCACCACGUCACCGCCUCGACGGAGAACAGCAAGCGCAUCUUCAUGAAGGAUCUGAAGAGUCGCGCGCCGGAGCUCUUCAAGACUCUGCACGAGCACGAGGAUGACGGCCAGGCGACUCGAUCCAUAUUGAAGACGUCGCAGGGAGGAUCGUCCCGUUACGACAUGUACGAGCCGCCCACCAGGUUGAGUCGCGACGUUCCUCCUCCGCCCACGAACCACUACCUGCGACGCGGCAGCAACUCCAGCGACAACUACUCCGAGACCUACCACACCACCUCCAGGAGCGACGACCCGCACCGUCCGAGCGUCACCAACACCGUCAAGAGCUUCUCCAAGAAGACUCUGCCCUCCAAGGAUGGUCGCGGCCUCGAGACAAUCGAAUCCUCCGAGACCAGAUCGGUGACAAAGAGCCACCACUUCAGUCAACCACCGUCCAUCACUACUACCAGCAAUCAACGGUACUACGACAACGAACGCUACGGUAGCGUCAGCCCGGUUGUCAUCGAAGUAAGGAAUUACCCCAGGAAAUAAUGCGCAAUUUACAAAAUUACAUAAUCAAUACACCAUAAACAGAUAACUGCCACGCAUAAUAUCACAAUUCAAAAACAAAAAUCUAAUUAUAGAACAAUGUACAUAGUUUCUACAACAACAACAAAAAAAGUUUACACUCACUAAACAAAUUGAACAAAACUAAUCGAGCGUAUUUGUAUUACUAGUAAUUUAAUUUAUUUAUAAAUAACUUAAGCGUUAAGUAGAUUUUUGCUAGAUGUACAGUAGAUCGAAGAUACCUAAAUCAUUAAUCAAAGUGCCUUAUAUAUAUAUAUUAU